GAGAUUGGAUUAUUUUACCUGUAACGAUGGCGGAGCAGCGCGAGGACGGCGACGGCGAGACGUGGGACGACUGGGUGGACGACGGAUCCGCCAGCUUUGACUGCGUGUUCUGCGCCAGCAAAUUUCCUGCCGAGGAGUCGCUGCACGCGCAUCUGCAGGAGACGCACGACUUCUCGUUGCGCCACGAGAUCUCGACACGGAAGCUGGACACGUAUGGCACCAUCCAGCUAGUCAACUAUCUGCGCUGGAACACGCUGGACGGAGUGUCAGCUGACCAAAUCAAGCAGACGCUGGCUGCGGAGGGCAACGCCGCGUUCCAGAAGGACGAGUUCCUAAAACCCGUGGUGGCCGACGACCCGCUGCUCUACUGUCUCGACUGCGAUAGCAGUGACGACGAGGAUGAGAGCAAUGUAGAGGAGGAACAGAAGAAUGAAAAUCCUGGAGAUGACGUCGCAGCUCUGAUUGAGAAGCUACAGCUAGAGAACCAAGAGCUUAAGCAGCAGAUGACCAAAUACUCCAAACUCGUCCGGGACUUUGUAGUCGAUGGAGAGAGCUCCGCUCCGGUGGAGGACGCUGCUGAUAACGACACGUACUACUUUGAUUCGUACUCGCAGGUGGGUAUCCACCGCGAGAUGAUCACGGACAGAGUGCGCACUGAUGGCUACCGUAACGCCAUCAUCAACAACCCGCAGGUGUUUAAGGACAAGGUGGUGCUCGAUGUGGGCUGCGGUACAGGCAUUCUGAGUAUGUUUGCAGCCCAGGCUGGCGCUGCUAAAGUAAUCGGCAUCGACCGCAGCGAGAUGGGAGACGUGGCUCGUGAGAUCGUGGCUGCUAAUGGGUUCAGCGACGUCAUCACUAUUCUACGCGGCAAAGUGGAGGAGAUCGAGCUGCCAGUGGACACGGUGGACAUCAUUGUGUCCGAGUGGAUGGGGUACUGUCUACUGUAUGAAUCCAUGCUGGACACGGUUCUAUUCGCACGUGACAAGUGGCUAGCUGAAGGGGGACACUUGUUCCCGGACAAGUGUUCCAUGUUCAUUCAAGGUAUGGAGGACUCGACAAAGCGCUUUGACUUCUGGAACGACGUCUACGGCUUCAAUAUGAAGCCAAUCCAGUCCAAGAUUUCCAUCCGUGACGCCUUCGUGGAGGAUGUUGGUCCGGAUGAUAUCAUUUCGAGCCGUGAGCUGCUGCAGAAGAUCGACAUUGACCUUGUUAAGUACGACGAGCUCGACUUCCACUCGACCUUUACGUUGUCGAUCACGAGAGAUGCGACCAUGCACGGCUUCGUGUCCAGCUUCGACAUUGGCUUCGAGCGUGACUGUCCUCGCCCCGAGUACUUCACUACUGGAGCUGAGGGCACGCCGACACACUGGCACCAGGUUUUCUUCCACGUCCCGCACCCUUUCUCGGUUAAGCAAGGAGAUGUUGUAGAAGGCAAGUGGUGGGUGCGACGGAACGCGGAGAACCCGCGCUUCCUUGACGUUGAGAUCCAGUGGAAAGAAACACCCAAAGGCGAGUUCCUCGUCCAACGUUACCGCAUUCACUAG
Messenger RNA from Phytophthora infestans T30-4, 1544 nucleotides. Its product is annotated as arginine n-methyltransferase, putative. Gene Ontology annotation, cellular component: nucleus. The transcript has a single exon. Gene Ontology annotation, molecular function: protein-arginine N-methyltransferase activity. Lineage: Eukaryota; Oomycota; Peronosporomycetes; Peronosporales; Peronosporaceae. Gene Ontology annotation, biological process: peptidyl-arginine methylation. Bases 27 to 1544 code for a protein of 505 amino acids. The record is from RefSeq and is a predicted model, not a curated record.